This is a messenger RNA of Oncorhynchus nerka (sockeye salmon), 2815 nucleotides long. Its product is annotated as mitochondrial rRNA methyltransferase 1 homolog (S. cerevisiae). The record is from RefSeq and is a predicted model, not a curated record. Gene Ontology annotation, cellular component: mitochondrion. Lineage: Eukaryota; Metazoa; Chordata; Actinopteri; Salmoniformes; Salmonidae. The transcript is spliced from 5 exons. Gene Ontology annotation, biological process: rRNA methylation. Gene Ontology annotation, molecular function: RNA binding; rRNA (guanine) methyltransferase activity. The coding region runs from base 335 to 1660 and encodes 441 amino acids.
CGGAGUCUUGAAAUCACGCUGGGUAGCACCUGGAGUAAUUUAGAUGUUGAAUGAUAUUGGUCUGGAUUUUUAGAAAAGCAUAAACUUAAAAUAAUUAGCGUAAUAUGUAGUUUUAAUUCAGGCAAUAUUAUAUGUUAAAGUUUUGUUUUUACGACGUGGUGUCCAGUCUGCAUACGUUUUAACAAGUUGACUAAGUUAGCUACGUUAGCUAGCCUGCCAUGCUUUGCCGAAGGACAUCUGCGUGACUGAUGCUGGUAGGCGCUCGUUUAUUUAAUUGCCAUAAUCCAGUUUCCUCAAAGUUGACCAUCCAGUCACAGUAACUGUAGAGCCAUUUAUGUAUUUUCAUUUUAAGAACAUGGGGACUUGGAAUUUGGCUUGUCGGUGUUCCAGGAUGUUCGUCAAAAGUAGACUGUUGAAUUUGGUAUCGGAGUCAGACAUGAGAGUGGGUUGUCACUUUGCAUCCUACCAUUGCGCUAGUGCUCUCCUCUGGCCUAAGGACAGCAGAGUCAAACCAGCAGAGGGGUGGCGAAGCAGUGCUAUAACCAGCUCUGGAAUGCGACACAGGCCUGCUGUGUCUGAAGUAGGAAAGUACAAAGCCGACGGUCAGUCUGAAGACAUAAAGGAUGACCCAGAGACUCCAGCCUCCAGAAAUGUCUGGAGGAAAGAGACCUCAGUAUCCCGGGAGAGGAAGCCCAAUACAGACAGCAGAGUAUCAUCUGAGUUCCAGAGAGGUGCCCCAAUCAAACGGGAGAGGAAAACAAAUACAGACCGCAAAAUGUCAUCUGAGCUCCGGAAGCUCAGCCUGGAUGACUUUCCAGAGGAGUGUGAGAGGCUAGUAAAGGACUCCAGAGAAAGACUGUCCAAGGAAGAACACAGUAAUUAUGAGACGUUGUUUGGUGUGUCUCCCUGUCUCCUGGCUCUCACCCAGGGCAGAAGGAAUGCACACAGGUUGUUUGUGAAGGAGGGUGAGGCCUCUCGUAGGGCCUCCGUACGACAGGUGUGUGAGGAGGCCCAUAGGCAGGGCGUGCCAAUCCAGAGGGUUAGUAAGAAUGACCUGAACAAGAUGUGCUCAGGAGGGGUUCACCAGGGCUUAUGCCUACAGGCCAGUUUUUUGGGUUUCCUCACUGAGGACAAGACCUCCAAGCCCCCCAGGGACAGCAGUCACAUCCCCCUCUGGCUAGUCCUAGAUAGAGUGCAGGACCCAAUGAACCUUGGUGCCAUCCUGCGUUCUGCAUAUUUUCUUGGGGUGGACGGAGUUGCUAGCAGUCUUCGUAACAGCUGUCCAUUGACACCAGUUGUGAGUAAGGCCAGCUCGGGUGUAAUGGAGGUCAUGAGAGUGUAUGGCUAUGACAGCCUCGUAGAUAUGGCGAAGGUGAAAGUGGCACAAGGCUGGCAGGUUAUUGGCACAGUGGGAGCUGAAGCAGAGAAUUCCCAUGUUCCUGUCAUGAAAUGUUCCAAAUUCCAGAUGACCAAACCUACGCUACUGCUGAUGGGUGGUGAAGGGGAAGGUUUGUCCCGGGAGCUGCGUCUGCAGUGUGAGGUCAUGCUCACCAUCCCAUCCCGCAGAGAUCUGCACCCUGGGGUCGAGUCCCUCAAUGUCUCUGUGGCUACAGGCAUCCUGCUGCAUUCUCUGUUGUCGUCCCAUAGAGGUGGCCAUUGAUGCCCGACGAAACUACACAACUCAAUGUGUUUACUUUGGAGGCCCUCGCUGGGCUUAAUGACUGGAUUUACUUAAUCAAUUAUCAUUCAGGAUGUCUGAGAGGCCUGGAUGGCUGAGUGAUUGUGCAGCUGAUGUGCCCUGGCCGUGCUGCUCUGCACUGCUUUGGACCUUCAUGCUAGCUACUUUUCUGAAUGGUAACAUAGUAUGAAGUAAUGAAAAUAAAUAACCUUGUCUACUCAAAGUUAUUGCAUUCUUUGCAACUUUCUAAUGUUAGCCGCUUGUGUUUUUAAGACUUACAUUUUUUAUUUAUUUCACCUUUAUUUAACCAGGUAGGCUAGUUGAGAACAAGUUCUCAUUUUGCACAUGUGAAUGUUGAAUCCAUAAAAAUACAAAUGUUUAUGAGAAUGUGGUCCCUGACGAAAGAGCUACUGUUGUGCUGUUAGAAUGGGUCAGUGGCUUCGGUUCAGCUAACUUGAUUGCAAAUGCUGGUUUUGAAUAGAAAGGGAGGGGGGAAUGGUCACAGGCUCUGGGCUAUUGCUUCUGGUCAGGGGCUGUUUAAAAUUGAUCAUGGGAACAAGCGGCUGCUAUUGAUAGGCAACAUUUGCCCUUUUAUCACUGUCAGAAUUUAACCAGGGGGCUCAUUUAUAAUUAAUGUGCACACAUGAAUUUGUGUGUGUAUAGUUGACACAUUAUCACAAAUCUUCAGGAUUUAUCAGAAGUUUAAUUGUUAGGACUUGUUCUUUAUUGAGCAUAUAUUUAACAAUUGCCUCAGACCAUGUUAGAUUUACAUAUCUGUUUUUGUUACAAUCUGAACCUAUCAUUUCAAGGAUUGCAUGCUUACAUAUAUUGAAAUAUGUUUUUGUGAGAAUGUAAUUAUCUCUACAGUGUAAAUACUCUCCUACAACUCAGAAAAGUGCAGUGGUAGCUGAUGACUCUUUCUAUAUAUAAUUCUAUAUAAUUCAUGAAUAGCUUUAUUAUAAGCAGACCUAUUUGUUAUUUCCCAGUGUGCUGCAGUGUUUGGCCAUACAGUGAGAGAUGAGGAGGGGCUGUGAAUUGGCCUGAGGUACUUGGUUAUUUAUACAAAAAUAUAAACUUAACAUGUAAAGUGUUGGUCCCAUGUUUCAUGAGCUGAAAUAAAAGAUCCCAGAAACAUUC